Dissoconium aciculare CBS 342.82 is the source of this 861-nucleotide messenger RNA. RefSeq lists its product as uncharacterized. The transcript has 3 exons. NCBI's taxonomy places the organism in Eukaryota, Fungi, Ascomycota, Dothideomycetes, Mycosphaerellales, Dissoconiaceae. Bases 1 to 861 code for a protein of 286 amino acids. The record is from RefSeq and is a predicted model, not a curated record.
AUGUCGGACAUAGGCGCGCAGCUUCCACCCCACCUUCUCGCGAAGAGAAAGCGACAACAAGAGGAAAAUGCGUCUAAGGGACCCUCGGUGCCUUCCGGCGCAAAAGAAUCAACUGCACAGGUGCCAGAAGGGCAGGAGAAACGUCGGAAAAUCGCAGGGCCAGCAAUGCCUCCCGCACCAAUAGAACAAAUGCCACAACGGCCCUCUCAAAUCGCUUCGAAGCCACCGCUAUCAGAUGGCAGUGAUUCCGACGAUGACGAUUUCGGACCGGCUGCACCAAGCACGUCCAACGUUCCUGACAGUACUUCACCGCAGCCAAAUGACUCGGGGUCAAGAGGCGACCUAGGUAGAUCUCCUGGUGGGACCCAUUUGCCCAAGUUGAAACGAGAUGAAUGGAUGACAAUGCCGCCUACAGAGGAUGGUCUCGCGUCGAGGAUGGAUCCCACAAAACAGAGACCUAGAGGGUUCAACACAGGCAAAGGAGCGAAGACGGCAGUCGGUGGUGCAGUAGACAACUCGACAUGGCAUGAGACAUCAGAGCAAAAACAAAAGCGGCUACAGGAUGAAAUGAUGGGCAUUUCAAAACCCAACGCGUCUGCCACAGCCAAUCUGCGAUCGAAUGACCAGCAGAAAGAGCGUGAUUUACGAGAAACAUUGAACAAACAUCGAGGGCCUUCUCUUAUGGACCAGCAUCGAAAGACCAAAGCUCCGGACGAAGUAGAAGACGACCCAAGUAAACGAGCGUUCGACCGAGAAAAAGACAUGGGAAGCGGUGCUCGCAUCUCGGCAUCGCAAAAACGGGAGAUGUUAAACAAAGCAGCUGAUUUUAGCAGUCGUUUCUCUGGCGGUUCGUUUCUGUGA